Bursaphelenchus okinawaensis is the source of this 919-nucleotide messenger RNA. The record is from the annotation of a GenBank genome assembly. NCBI's taxonomy places the organism in Eukaryota, Metazoa, Nematoda, Chromadorea, Rhabditida, Aphelenchoididae.
AUGAUACUGUUAAUACUGCUAGUACCAUUAUCAACAGUCAACGCAGCUUUAAACGAGCAUAACUCGAAAUUGGCAUGGUUAGUGGGCAAAUGGAGAUCAGAGUUCUCUGGCAAAGUCGUGUGGCCAACAGUGCCGACAAUGACAUUUGGUGAAGAACUUAUCAUUCAAGAAGCUCCACAAGCCAGAAGUACCAAUGUCCAGUUCAUGAACUUUACGUAAGCUUUCUUUAUGAAUACAUGUUUAGCUUUUUAGAUGUUUAAACAAUUUAACUCUGCAAAACUUAUAUAUUUUACAUUUUCAAUUCAUUAAUCUUCUCUCAUAGUUAUAGAUUAUCGUAUUAUUGUUAUACAGGUAUUCACUGACGUAAGAAGCAAUCUUUUUUAAUUUUAGAGCUAGAGCUUGGUCCCACUCGACCAAGGACCACUUUCACGAUGAAUGGGGCUUCUUGACCGUAGAACCCAAUGGCAAUGCCACUCUGAUGACAACGGGCAACAACGGCUUCACAACGUACGAAGUCGGAUUGGUUAAAGUAAAAAGUGUGCAAUUGGUACUCAAAGACAUUGGCAGAAUCUCAUUUUCAAGAGAUCUGCCCGUUGAAGAUGUAAGUGUUUUACAUUGCAAUUUUAAAUUACUAUUUAGUGACGCUAUAUAAAAGAUAUUUGAAAACGAGAAUAAUAUUGACGAAAAACUUCUUGGUCUACUGCUCUACUGGUCCCAUUUUCAACUUUUAAAAAUAUUUUGCAAUAUUGAAUUAAUAUAUUCUGUUUCCAAAUCGAAAAUAUUAUUUUAGUUACGACGUACGUUUAUCAUGCACGACGACACAUAUAUGGAGCAAAUAAUAGAAAUGCGGACAGCCACCCAUCCCAAGACAGGUUACCUCGAACAUACGAGGGUUGUGUACACAAAACACGCCUUGUAA